AUGAGAGAUCGGCCCGUCAUCAGCAUCGAAAAUUACACCAUAUGCUGCGGCGAUGCUGAUGAGAACAAAGUAGGUGGCUGCGCGAUAGCUGUGAGGAACGAUUACAAGAACCUGGUGGAGGAAUUUGGCUCAACGUCGUCUAGAUGCGCCUUUUUACCACUGCGGGAUCGCGGAGGAUGUAAACUCUGGAUCGUAAGUGUUCACGCACCUACGGAAACCGCUGAGGACAACAGUAAGGACGCCUUCGAUGAUGAACUCAAUGCGCUGAUGUCUAAAAUACCAAGCCAGCAGGUGGUCAUUGUCGGAAUCGACGCAAAUACGAAGAUGGGACUCGAACAGCAAUCCGAUGUGCUAAGAAAAUGGUAUUAUCCAGCGGAGCGCACGUCGGACAACGGUGACCGUCUGGACGACCUGUACGAAAAGACGGGCCUUAUCAUCGCUUCUACGUUUAAGAGGAAUCAUCGACGCCAUCAGCUCACGUGGCAGAGGUCAACCCUUUUAACGCCUGAAGAGCGGAAGAUGAAGACUCUUAAGCUUCAGCUCGACUACGUUCUGGCGAGGAACAUCCCUCAGUUAGAUAUCCGAAAAUCUAGAGCUGUUUGGGACGUCGCGUUCGACUCUGAUCACCGUCCAGUUCUUCUCAGCUUCAAGAUACGGUUCCACAAGAGAAAUCGAGGAGUUCCUCUUCAACCGAAAAUCGGCAUGGCAGGUCUGAAAGACGAAGAGUGCAGAACGAAAUUCCGCCAGUGUGUGUCUCUUCAUGCUGAAGUACGGACCAGAAAGAAACUUAGCGAUGCGGAUCACUUCACAAAGUGCAUCCAAGAAGCUGCAAGGGAAACGUUCCCGGUUCUAUUGCCGUGGAGAAGUUUGCCUUUGCAUCCGCUGAAACAAAAUCCACGUACAAUUCUAGCGAAGGAGUUUGAGAAGGCGUGGAAGGACAGGAACCCGCGGAAAGCCUAUGCUCUACUAAAACAGUAUAGCGGCAAAAUGAAAAGAUGUUCUCCUGUCCUCAACACUGCCACUGAAGCUGUCGGUGAAGCAGCCCUUCCAAUCUGGAGGGAACACUUCAAGAACUUGCUGAACCGACUAGCACCGUCAGCUCCUGAAGUCGAACACGUUCAUAGACCGACAUAUGCUGUUAACGAGGAGCCACCGAUCGAGUCGGAGGUCCUGGUCUGUAUUGAAAAAAUGAAGGAUGGAAAAUCUGGUUGA
Necator americanus (New World hookworm) is the source of this 1212-nucleotide messenger RNA. RefSeq lists its product as uncharacterized. The transcript has 2 exons. The record is from RefSeq and is a predicted model, not a curated record. Bases 1 to 1212 code for a protein of 403 amino acids. NCBI's taxonomy places the organism in Eukaryota, Metazoa, Nematoda, Chromadorea, Rhabditida, Ancylostomatidae.